CAACAGCAAUAAAUAAUAAGUUGGUGGAUGAAUCCUAGCAGCAAGAAUGGAAGCACGCUGGUUGGUAGGGCUGUGGUUGAUGAAUCGGUCCUCCCCUCCCUCCCUCCGCCCCUGCUGUUACUACUGAAUACGCCCACCGACUGACUGACUGACAGAGACAGACAGACAGACAGACAGACGGGAUGAUGUGUAUUUACUACUUACUCUACGUGUGCUUGUAAUUAGUCAGUCAGUCAGAGAGCUGUUGGGGGCGAGGGCGUGGGGAGGAGACAGAUUCUAUUUAAACUCCAAACCAGUCAGCUAUGACCACUGCCACUCUGGUCCCUCAACUCAGGAAGCAACUGCAACACCACACCUCCGCUACCGCUCUGUCCCUGUCCCUGCGUGAAUGUGCGGAGACUUACUCCCCCGAGUCGAGGAAAGCCAGAACCUCUCACGCCAAGCUCGUUAAAGUGGGUGGACCUGGACCUGGAGGGGUUCGGUCUCACAACCAUUUGCUGAAUGCGUACGCCCGGUCCGGGGGGGACCUCAACAGCGCCCUCCAACUGUUUGAGGAAAUGCCCCUGAAGAAUGUGGUGUCAUGGACUCUGCUGAUCGCGGGCCUCGUGCGCAGAGCCUUUCCGCUUCAGGCAGUAUCUUUGUUCUCAGAGAUGCAUCGCAGCAGCAGCAGCAUUAGGCCCAACGAGUAUACUUUUGUGAGCGCACUCCAAGCGUGCUCCAGCUUGGAUUCCAACUGUGCAUCUCAGGUUUAUGCCCUGAUAAUCAAGUACGGCUUUGCGAACAACACCUUCUUGGUGAAUGCAUUCUUGACUGCCCUGAUCAGGCACGGCAUGUUGGAGGCUGCCGCGCUGCUGUUUGACGGGUGCACCCACAAGGAUAUCGUCUCGUGGAAUGCCAUGUUUGCUGGAUUUCUCAAAUUUGCUUGCCAGGAUAUCCCACAGCUCUGGAACAAGAUGAUCCGCCAGGGGGUACAGCCAGAUGAGUUCACUUAUGCUACCGUCCUCUCUGGCCUGGCCGUGCUAUCGGAUCUUGAGACGGGGUUGCGGGUUCAUGCCCACCUUGUGCGAUCCGGCCAUGGGAGCGAAAGAUGUGUAGGGAAUGCUUUGGCGGACAUGUACUUGAAAAACCAGAGACUCGGAGAUGGGUUCAGAGCAUUUGAAGAGAUCCCUGUCAAGGAUGUGCGGUCUUGGACUCAGAUGGCGGCCGGGUGCCUGAGCUACGGGGAGCCUGUUGAGGCACUUGGGGUGAUUGCAGAGAUGAGGAGGGCUGCUGCUGCUGCCGGAGUAGGGCUCAAUGAGUUCACCCUUGCUACGGGGCUAAGCGCCUGCGCCAGCCUUGCCAGCCUGCGGGAAGGGGAGAAAUUUCACAGCCUCGCGGUGAAGCUCGGGGGUGGUGAUGAUGUGACGGUGAACAAUGCAUUGCUGGACAUGUAUGCCAAAUGCGGGGACAUGGACGGGGCGCUGAUGGUAUUCAGGUGGAUGGGCGAACACAAGUGUGAUCGCUCUGUGGUCUCUUGGACGACGAUGAUCAUGGGGUACGCACAGAAUGGGCAGCCCAAGGAGGCACUGGAGCUAUUCCAGCAGAUGAGAGCGGGAGGAGGAGAGGAGGGGGCGGUGGGAGGAGGAGAGGAGGGGGCGGUGAAACCAAACGGUGUGACGCUGACAUGCGUGCUGCACGCAUGCAGCCAGGGAGGGUACGUGGAGGAGGGGCUCCGACAUUUCCGGUCCAUGAGGCGCGGCGAGUACGGAGUCGCCCCGGGAGAGGAUCACUAUGCCUGCGUGGUGGAUCUGCUGGGCAGGGCAGGGCGCAUUGAGGAGGCGGAGCAACUGAUCAUGGGGAUGCCGUUGAAGCCACCGAGUGCUGUGUUGUGGAAAACCUUGCUCGCAGCGUGCAGGGUCCACGGCGACAUGGGGACCGCAAAACGGGCAGCAAGGCAUGCACUUGCCAUGGAUAACAGGGAUCCUUCAAUCUGCGUGCUCCUGUCCAACACAUUUGCUGAUUUUGGGAAUUGGAACAGCGUCGGGGCGGUGAGAAAACGCCGGAUAAAAGAUGACGACGACGAUGAUGAUAUCAAGAAAAUGCCUGGCUCCAGUUGGCUGCUUCGAGUACAUUGACUAUCCAUCUCAGGCUGCUGCUGCUGCUGCUUGUAUCAAACAAGACUACAUAUUACGACCACCGCCGCCACCACCACCAAACAAAGCAGAUGUGAUCAGAGUGGUUGCUACAGCAGUAGCCAGUAGGCAGUAGGCAGCAGGCAUGGCAUGUCCCGGCCUUUCCCUCCGUAGUAGUAGCAGAUGUGGAGGAGGAGAAAUCAACUGGUAGUUGUAUUAAAUAUUCAUUCGGCUACUGGCUUGCUUGCUUUGACCCGGGGUGGGGAAAGGGGGCUGGGGGUGGAUGGAUCAUGGAUGAAAAUGCCAUCUCCCCUCCCAAAAGUGGCUUGGCUUGAAUUGAAUUGAAUUCCCAGUGAAAAACUAAACUAAACUAAAUGAAAUGAAACGAAAUGAAAUCUCAUUCCCAACCAACAAGUUGAAACCCUCCUCCUUUCUUUUAACUGCUGUAUUUUGAUUGAGUGAACAUGAUUCCCUCCCUCCC
Molecule: messenger RNA, 2592 nt
Organism: Andrographis paniculata
Lineage: Eukaryota; Viridiplantae; Streptophyta; Magnoliopsida; Lamiales; Acanthaceae
Product: pentatricopeptide repeat-containing protein At4g33170-like
Exons: 1
Coding region: 303-2114 (603 amino acids)
Biological process (GO): RNA modification
Molecular function (GO): protein binding; RNA binding
Source: RefSeq, a predicted model, not a curated record